ACGCAAUGAGACACCAGCAAUAUCCCACCAUUCGCUUGGCGGUUAAUUACCCGGGUUGCAGUCUGCAUCUGAUAGCCUUAUUCGACGCGGGGUUAAUGUGAAGCAAUUGCUUGUAGCUCCCGUAUGCGUAAAAGGAAUGAUAAUUCUUCUACUAUUCGAACCUAAUAUAAUUGUGUCAUAUGAUAUACUGACUCCCAUCUUAACUAACUUCUCUAACGUAGACAUAUUUGAAAAUGCGAUCAUUUGGAGUCAUAGCAUUAUUUACUAUACUCGGUAUCUAUGCCAAAGAGAAUUGCCCUCUGUAUGGCUUAGGAUAUCCGAACCCUACCGACCUUCUUACCCAACCGGGUAUUCAGAAGGCGGCAAGUUCUCUCGACUCGGCUUUUGCACAAUACAUCGACAAUUCUAACAAGACUAAAUCGGAUCGAUUCUCCUAUUCAGUUGAAGUAUUUUCCGCUGAUGAAGAUGAACCGUUGUGGUCGCAUCACUGGACUGCAACUAACUUAAAAAAUCUCAACUCGACAGGAGUCAAAAACGUAGAUGGUAAUACCGUGUACAGACUUGGAAGUGUUACAAAGAUAUUUACCAUAUUAACGUUCCUCGCUGAAGUAGGCGAUACUAUGUGGAAUGAACCUAUUACUAAAUAUAUUCCGGAAAUAAAGGCGAUGGUCACUGACGUCGACACUUCUCAUUCAAUUUCAAAGCCAGACUGGGACUCUAUCACAAUUGGGUCAUUAGCUAGUCAAAUGUCGGGCCUUGUUAGAGACUACGCUUUAUUGGGCGAACUCACACAAGGGUCAACCACCACGCAGGCAGCUUCAAUUGGAUUCCCCGUCUUAGAAGAUGCAGAAAUACCUCCUUGUGGCAACAGGCCAGUAUGCAAUAGAACGCAAUACUUCGAAGGUCUUAGUAAACUUCCCCCAUCGUUUUCGCCAUUUGUUACGCCAACAUACUCGGACAUCGGUUAUACACUCCUUGGAUACGCCUUGGAACAGAUGACGGGAAAGUCGUUCGGCAGGGUAGUCCAAGACAGAGUUAUUAAGCCCCUUGGUUUGAAUCGUACUUUCUAUACAACUCCCGCAGAUUCACUCGGGAUUAUACCAGGCGGUCGUUACGAAACGAGUUGGGCUUUUAACAUGGGCAAUGAGUCGCCUACCGGUAAUAUGUAUACAUCUUCCUCGGAUUUAUCCCGAGUCGGCAGAGCCAUAUUAAGGUCAACUAUUCUGCCACCAUCUAUGACGAGAAGAUGGCUCAAGCCCACGAGCUUCAGCUCAGAUCCAAAAUCUAGCGUAGGUGCACCGUGGGGUGUACGUCAGCUUCAAUUUUCUAAAGAUUCGCCUUACCAAUUCGCGACUACAUUCAACAAAGCCGGGAGUCUAGGGAGGUAUAGCACCUUGCUAGCUAUCAUUCCAGACUUCAAUAUUGGAUUCUCUAUCCUGACCGCUGGCGAUGCUCCCGCUAGUUUAACUAUGGAUAUAGCAGACACGUUGUCGAAUACUUACCUCCCAACCAUGGUGAACACGGCACGCAUCCAGGCGGAUGCGCUCUAUGGUGGAUCAUAUAAGAACCCUAAUUCUGCGGUGAAUUCAUCUUUAAGCAUCGUGGUUGACAGUAAAACUCCUGGUCUGAGUCUAAGUUCAUGGAUCAGCAAUGGAACGAACUUGCUAUGGUAUUCUGUAGCCAUGAGCCGAAACGUGACCAAGGAUUAUUGGAGUCAAAUCCGGCCAAGUGUUCGUCUUUAUCCAACUGGAUUGUGGGACGCGACAUCUGACGGAGGAAAAAGAGUUGCGUUCAAGGCAAUAUUCGAGGACCUAAGCUUACCCAACGCCUCGAAGCCUUUUACGACGGACUGCUCGACUUGGGUCGGCGUUUCGGGGAUCAUGUACGGCUCCAAACCGUUGGAUCAGUUUAUCUUUAACAUCGAUGCCGCUGGAAAUGUGACGAGCAUUGAGAAUGGUGCAUUAAGGAAUAAACUAGAGAAGAUAGAAUAAUGUCUAUAAAACUUUCCCCGUUACCUUAAUAAGCGCAAGUCUAGGUAGUUACCUACACAUUUUCUAACCUAGUAACCUAGUGAGAUGGCUGCUUACCGUGUCUAAGAGAUCACGAGUGACGCCUCCUGAAUUUCGCCAACGACGGAAAUAACUGUUCGAUACUUUUGCGCUCAGUAAUCGUCCCCUAAAUGGCCACUAGAUGCAUUUCUUAUAUCUUGACAUGAUCAUAACAUAAUCAUAACAUAAUGCUGAGUUUAUAGUCAUCGGAGCCGUGAUCCUGUGCCGAGGCCGAGACAGGUAUAGCAACACGGAAGAUGGGUUUAGGCCGGGUAACCCGAAUCCCGACAAAAAUCGGAGAAGAGACGACUUCUAGUUGGUGAUUA
Molecule: messenger RNA, 2374 nt
Organism: Daldinia decipiens
Lineage: Eukaryota; Fungi; Ascomycota; Sordariomycetes; Xylariales; Hypoxylaceae
Product: beta-lactamase/transpeptidase-like protein
Exons: 5
Coding region: 234-1991 (585 amino acids)
Source: RefSeq, a predicted model, not a curated record